AUGGCCGAGAAGCGGGCCAAGAAGCCGCGCAAGAUCAAGAUCAACAUGACGCUGGCCAAGUACGAGGUCAUCAAGAAGAUCGCAAAGGACCGGGGGUGGAAGAUGGUGUCGGACGAAGACGACAAGGCAGGGAUUGCGAGCUGCAACCUCCACUGGAUCGACGUGCCCGACUUCCUCAAUACGUUCAAGCACAUGCAACCGUUCCAGAAGGUCAACCAUUUCCCUGGCAUGUCCAACUUGGCGCGCAAGUCGAAGCUCGCCCGCAACUUCCAGCGCAUGACCAAACUCUUUCCAGCCCAGUACGACUUUUGCCCCAAGACGUGGAUCUUGCCGUUCGAUUACACGGAAUUCUCGCAGCAAUUCAACGCGGACGGGACGUCGUCGCGCGCGUUCAUCAUCAAGCCCGACCACUCAUGCCAAGGCCGUGGCGUCUUCCUCACCAAACAACUCAAGGACGUGAGCAAGACCGACAUCUUUGUGGCGCAGCGCUACUUGCCGUCGCCCUUGCUCAUUGGCGGCAAGAAGUUUGACCUGCGCAUCUACGUGCUCAUCUCGUCGAUCUCGCCGCUGCGGGUGUACCUCUUCCAGGACGGCCUCGUCCGCAUGUGCACGGCCGACUACACGGCGCCGAACGCGGCCAAUAUGGAGCAGAAGUUCAUGCACCUCACCAACUAUGCAAUCAAUAAACGCUCCAACAACUUUGAGAAAAACAAAGACGAGGCUGUCGAUGGCCAAGGCAGCAAGCGGUCGCUGCGCUGGUUCCUCUCGUGGCUCGGCGAGACGCACGCCGCAGCCGCAGUGGAUGCGCUCUGGGAAGGCAUCGGUGACAUUUGCCUCAAGUCGAUCCUUGCGGUCCAGCCGACGAUCGCACACGAGUACCAUAGCACGUUUGCAAAAUUCCCCAAGCGGCCCGACGACCACCCCAACGUCGCGUCCUCAAGCUUUGCCGUCCUUGGCAUGGACGUGCUUGUCGACGACCACCUCAAGCCGUGGCUCCUCGAGGUCAACCAUUUGCCGAGCUUCCAUUGCGACUCGCCCCUCGACUGGAACAUCAAGGAGCGGCUUCUCAACCAAACGCUCGAUAUCAUGCAAAUCUCGGGUGACGACAAGGCCAACUACGAGAGCACGCAGGCCAAACACCUCCAGCAGCGCCUCUACGGCGGUGAGAGAGCGCCCGACGUCGACAACAAUCAAGACGGCGAUGGGCCCGAGACAACCACGAUGCCAGCCGCGUCCUCGCCGCCCAUGUCGCGCGACGAUCUCACAAAGGCCCUUCUCGCGUUCUACUCGGACAUGAACCCGGAAAAGUGCAAGGACGUCCCGCUCAUCGUGCAAAAGUUCGAACACAACCAAGACGAGCUCCACAAGAGCUUGCAGGCCAAGUACACGAAAGGCGUCUUCGACUAUGCCCCCCAGUGGGACGGCGAAGAGCUCGUCGACUUUGUCCGCUUGUACCCGCCGCCGAUUGCGACCGCGAAAAACGCCAUUUACAAGAAAAUGCUCGAAGCGUGCCAGAGCAACAUCCAAGACCAACUGCUGCGCCUUACGGCACCACUCCACCGCAAGGGCGACGAAAGCACCAAGCUCCCGCCGAUCCUCAAAGGCGGAAGCAAGAAGGAGCUCGGACGCGACUGCUUUGGCUACACUGGCACGGACAAGCUGCACCAUCUCGAACUCAAGGAAAAGAAGCCACUCGCGAUGCCGGGCCCGGCCCAGCACUUGGACGUGGCCGUGCCCGUGCGCCCCAUGUCGCAAAACGCCGGGCCGCCGCCUCGCCGCGACAGUGUCCAGCCUCAAAACAAGCCGACGGUCGCCAUGACGCAAAUCACGUUUGGCGGCUUUGGCUAA
This is a messenger RNA of Saprolegnia parasitica CBS 223.65, 1848 nucleotides long. RefSeq lists its product as hypothetical. The coding region runs from base 1 to 1848 and encodes 615 amino acids. The transcript has 3 exons. NCBI's taxonomy places the organism in Eukaryota, Oomycota, Saprolegniomycetes, Saprolegniales, Saprolegniaceae. Gene Ontology annotation, biological process: protein polyglutamylation; microtubule cytoskeleton organization. The record is from RefSeq and is a predicted model, not a curated record. Gene Ontology annotation, cellular component: cilium. Gene Ontology annotation, molecular function: tubulin-glutamic acid ligase activity; tubulin binding.